UGGUCGUUCAUGUUUGUUGCUUAAUAUCUCUGCUUCGUGAUAUAUCAUUUAUUCCUCGUGAAUUGCAAGCUUCCUCAAAGUGAAGUUUUCAAGUUUAAUACCAAAUUUAUACUCGGGAAAGUAAGCAAUAAUAUAAUACCAAAAUAGUGUGCGAGAAAUCCGUGACAAAGGAAAAACACGAACCUAACCUCAAUCUAUAACUUCGUAACUUUCCAAGAGAUGAUUUCUGCGAUUAGUCAUGAGUGUACGUCUUCUAAACCCAGAAGAUAUAAAUAAAGCUCCAGCUGCGGAAUAAUAAUAUCCGAAAUUAUUGGAGAAAUUCCACAAAUCAGGCAAUAUGUCGAUACCCUACACGUGUAUAACAUGUCGGGUAGCUUUCCGAGACUUGGAGGUUCAACGACAGCACUACAAAUCUGACUGGCACAGAUAUAAUUUGAAACGGAAAGUCGUCGAUUUGCCACCAGUAGGAGUCGAGGACUUCCAGAAAAGAGUUAUUGCUCAACGAGGAAAGGAUGAUCAACUCCAGCGGAGUCAGAAUGUAAACUGUAAAGCAUGUAGAAAGAAUUUUAGCACACAGAAUCAAUAUGAAAAUCAUCUUCUCUCAAAGAAACACAAAGAUAAGUCGGCUAAGGUUUCCAAUGCCAGCUCGACGGAAGAGAUUAACGACGAGGAAUCGGCAUCUACUGCCCCAAAAAACGAGACCGAGGACGAGAUAAUGGAAACCAGUUCAGCGAAGAAUAGCAAACACGAUGAGAACAUGGAUACUGAUUCGGAUGUAGAGUCUGUGGAUUCUGAUGAAUGGAUGAAUGGCAUGGAAAAUCCUGUGCGGAACAACAAUUGUCUUUUUUGCAGUCAUCACAGUCGCACCUGGGUUCGAAACCUCAGGCACAUGACCGAAGCUCACUCAUUUUUUGUUCCGGACCCGGAAUAUUGUACGGACAUGAGAGGAUUGCUCGUCUACUUGGGGGAGAAGGUCUUUGGAGGAUUUAUGUGUCUCUGGUGUAACGACAAAGGUAGAGCAUUUAGAAGUGCAGAUGCAGCAAGAACUCACAUGAUUGACAAGGGUCACUGUAAAGUGUUGCAUGAAGGCGAAGCUUUAGCAGAAUAUGCAGACUUCUACGAUUACUCAACCAGUUAUCCAGACGCAGAAAACGGAGAUCCAGACGCAGAAGUUGAAAUUCCAGAACUGGACGACAACGACUACCAACUCGUUUUGCCUUCCGGAAACGUUAUUGGUCACCGAUCUCUGAUGAUAUACUACAAGCAAAAUUUGGAUCCGAAUCGCGCGCUCGCUAUUCCGAAGAGCAAAAAACUAACCAAGAUUCUCUCGAUGUACAGAGCCCUUGGCUGGACCGAUACGCAAAAGGAAUCCGCAGUGAAGAAAGCAAGGGACAUUAAAUACAUGCAAAGGGUUCAAGCUAAGUAUUCCACGAAACUGCAGAUAAAAGCUAACAAGUUCCAACGUUACUUUAGACCACAGGUUAAUUUCUAAGCUACAUAGUUAAAAUCUAGUGUAGAUAAAUUAUUUUUAUUACUUUUGUGGUCCUUACUCUUAGUUUUUAAUUCUGAAAUACAGAGCUUUCUGAACAUGA
This is a messenger RNA of Belonocnema kinseyi, 1592 nucleotides long. Its product is annotated as zinc finger protein 622. Gene Ontology annotation, molecular function: zinc ion binding; nucleic acid binding. Lineage: Eukaryota; Metazoa; Arthropoda; Insecta; Hymenoptera; Cynipidae. The coding region runs from base 338 to 1492 and encodes 384 amino acids. Gene Ontology annotation, cellular component: preribosome, large subunit precursor. The record is from RefSeq and is a predicted model, not a curated record. The transcript is spliced from 3 exons. Gene Ontology annotation, biological process: ribosomal large subunit biogenesis.